Molecule: messenger RNA, 1116 nt
Organism: Verticillium dahliae VdLs.17
Lineage: Eukaryota; Fungi; Ascomycota; Sordariomycetes; Glomerellales; Plectosphaerellaceae
Exons: 4
Coding region: 1-1116 (371 amino acids)
Cellular component (GO): membrane
Source: RefSeq, a predicted model, not a curated record
AUGGCGACCAUCGAUCCUAACCAAUCCAACGGCGGUUUGGUGCCAGCCGUCCCUAGUCCGGUUGCCUCUCCAUCAGUCGACGCGGGUGCUGCUAUCCCGACGGGUGCGGGUCAGCAGACCGAGGCGACAGGACCUGCAUUCGCCUUCUUCACGCCAUCCUUCGACCUCGCUCUCGCCGCAGCGGUCAUAUCAAUGGCACUGGUUGUCAUUCAUCUCGGCCUGACACUGCGGAAACGAACCAUGUUCUUUGGCCCCGUCAUGACCAUGGCCUCACUGCUGUUCGGGGUUGGCAUGACCUUAAGGCUGAUAAUGGCGAUGGCUCCUGAUGUGCAUCAGCCAUUCAUCGCGUCUUCGCUCCUCUUGAUGAUAACAACCGCCGUUGCUUCGACGGCAGUGACCUUUACAUACACGAGACUGGUCUGGUGGAUCACGCCUUAUGAGCACCGCAACAUCUCCAAGCUCUGGCUGCCUCCUCGAGUGACGUCUUUGAUUCUCGUGGGGCUCGCAAGCAUCGGUGACAUCAUUUCCACCUUGGGCAACGGCCAGAUCAUCAAGCCCCCUCCUGCGCACCUUCAGGCCACAGGUUCUGUGCUCAAGAUGUUGGUGUGGACGGCCUUUUUCGGACUCGUGGCCCGCUUUACCGUUAUAAGCCGUCGUUGGAGUAUGGACGAAGCUACCAGAAAGGGAUCUCUGGAGCUCGGCCUCGCGUUGACCGCGUCGUCGUUCUUCCUGGCUAUCAUUGGUAUCAUGAAUGUCCUCGAAAAAGACGCCCUGGAAACUCUCAUGUCAACUCGCCGACCGGGCUCCAUCAUCACCACGGAGGAGUGGCCCAGCUGGGUCUUCAACUUUCUGCCGACUCUCCUCGUCCUCUCCAUCAUGGCCGUCUAUCACCCAGGCUAUUACCUGCCGAAGCGGCUGACGGGCGGUCGCCUCAAGGGAAAGGAACUUGAGAGCAUGGAGAUGAUCCGUGAUGAGGAGAGUAUCGACGUCGCGUCAGUCAAGAACGGUUGGGUGAUCAGCAGCCCGAAGGUCAUGACGGAGAAGGAAAUCGAAAUUGGCGUGAGCAUGCAGACGUACGAGAGAGCGGGAGGCGUGCCCGUGGCUUAUGCCAGAUGA